AAAAGAAAGAAAAAUCAAAUUCGAAAUACACACAGAAACAGCAACCAUGCCCAAGAAACGUGUCCAAGCCUGCAUCUCCGUCGACGUCGACGCCGUAGCCGGCUGGCUCGGCUCCUAUGGCGGCCAAGAUUCCACCUCGGACAUAUCCCGGGGCCUCUUCGCCGGGACCAUCGGCGUGCGUCGCCUGCUCACCAUGUUCGACAAGUACAAGAUCAAGACGACGUUCUUCAUCCCGGGCCACAGUUUGGAGACGUUCCCCGAGGAGUGUCGAAUGGUGGCGGACGCGGGGCAUGAGAUUGGAUUGCAUGGGUACUCGCAUGAGAAUCCGGUGGCGAUGAAUUUGGAGCAGCAGACUGCUAUUAUGGAUAAGUGUUACAAGUUGAUCAAGGAGUUCCAGGGAGGGAAGCCGCCGAGAGGCAUGGUAGCACCUUGGUGGGAGUCUAGUCAAGAGGCUAGUAGUGCUAUCCACGCUGGUGCGGAACUUAUGCUCAAAUAUGGCCUCGAAUACGACCACUCCUUCUCGCACCACGAUUGCCAAUGCUAUUGGUUACGAACAGGCGACAAGUGGAUCCCAAUCGACUACGAGAAACACCCCGACCACUGGAUGAAGCCCCUCGAAGGCGGCACAAUGACCGGCCUCGUUGAAAUUCCCUCUUCCUGGUACCUCGACGACCUGCCACCGAUGAUGUUCAUCAAAAAAGCAUCCAACUCCCACGGCUGGGUCAACCCCCGCGACGUCGAAGACCUCUGGAUGGACCAAUUCACCUUUUUCUACCGCGAAUACGACGACUUCGUCUUCCCCGUCACCGUGCACCCGGAUGUGUGUGGGCAUCCGCAUGGACUGAUGAUGUUGGAACGAAUCAUCGAAAAGAUCAACACUUUCGAAGGCGUAGAAUGGGUAACGAUGGAGCAAAUCUGCGACGAUUUCAAGGCGAAGAGCAGUCCACCCAAGGGCGCGAUGAUGCCGGCGAAACCAGGGGCGAUUUUGGAGGAUAGGGAGUUGAAGUUGGAGGUGAAGGAGUGAAGGUAUUCCGGUAGAUAAGUAUGUCGUCCGACCGAACGAGGACUGCAACGCAGUUCGUGCC
Molecule: messenger RNA, 1085 nt
Organism: Zymoseptoria tritici IPO323
Lineage: Eukaryota; Fungi; Ascomycota; Dothideomycetes; Mycosphaerellales; Mycosphaerellaceae
Exons: 10
Coding region: 47-1024 (325 amino acids)
Biological process (GO): carbohydrate metabolic process
Molecular function (GO): hydrolase activity, acting on carbon-nitrogen (but not peptide) bonds
Source: RefSeq, a predicted model, not a curated record